UUUAGAAUCAAUGUCAUUGCUGUGGUUGAAAGAAGAAGAAGACGCCUUUCAAUCAACUACAAGAUGAACAAAUUGACAAGAGAAGAGAUGGCCUGUUUCCGGACGGCGUUGGCGCUAGUGUUGGUCAGGAAGAGACUCCAGCAUAAGAAGAAGAAUCGACAGCACCAAUGCCGCCAAACCAAUGACAUGAUGACGACGACUGUCACAACUCGGAGCAAUCCAUUGAAACGACAGGAGUCUCUACAGGAACCUCUUGCUGCGACCAAGAGAUUGCGUACCAUGGAAUCAUCUUUCGACGAAGGAGCGAAACACGGCAAUGACGACGACGACGACGCGACUAUGACGACGUGUGAUCGUCGCCACCAGAUGAAGUCCAAGCAGCAAGAACAUUUGGACGGCAUGAUGGCCACUGCUAUUCGUACAGCAUCGUGUCUUGUUGGCGACCAGAAAACCAAGAAAAUUUCCAACCAUGGACAGUCGCCGGCAACACUUGCUUCGUCUUUUCCUCAAGAGCAGAAAGCUGCCUGGUCGACUCUACAGGCACUGACGACACACUUGGCGCAGCAAUUGUCAUUUGCGUUCAGCAGCACUACUGCCAAAAACAACCAGUGGGUCGAUGACUGGGCUCGUCGCAGUUUGUGCCAACUAUUGUGGGUGGAAGAGGAACAUUCUUCCAUGGAUGCCGCCUUUUUGGUGUGGCGUGGAAUCCUAUUUGGUGGGUCGUCACAGCUCUUCACCACCACACCCAAAGCUCCUCGUCAUGAGCAGCAGCACCGGAUUUGUCGACAGCUGUUCCUGCGAGUGUUUUGCGGUUUGCUCCAGGACGAACUGGGCGUCGCGGGUGACUUGUUGUCCCGUGAUGGUGUCUGGAUGCCGCCGUGGGAUCCAACCACCAGUGUUGCUGGAACGUCGUCGCCUCCAAGCACUGAUGCGUCGUCGGCUCAAGGAUCCUUCCAGAGUGGUGGCAGCGCCACCAAGCCCGCAUGGCAACGCCUCUUUGACGAAAUCUCCAAGAACCAACACGUCCAUCAAUCCCCCUUGAUGGCGGUGAACCAAUCCUGGCUGGUACACGGUUUGCAAUUGGUGCAAAAGAUUGCCAAGGAGGAUCGCCAUCACUCCUCGCGCCGUACUAGGAGCGUGCAACCCACUGCGUAUCUGCCACCCGCCAACUUGGUCUCUUGGUAUCCCGUGUCGACGGCCCGCCGCGAGAACGUUCAAGGAGACGGGGCCUCGGUGGCAUCGUCGUCAUCAUCCUCUAUGGCGCCGGCUGCUGCCUUGGGACCCGGGGCUCAGCUCAUGAGCAUGGUUGCACUGUAUCAAGCAUUGAAAGAAGACAAAUAAAUCAAGGAAGGAAGAGGCGUCGUGGAUUACGGAUUUGCUUGUGGUCCCGGGCAAGGUCGUCAAUGUUUCUCGUUGCAGUUGUACCUACUGGUAUUGUAUUGUAUUGUAUUUCCAGGAGUUGCCCAUCGAUCAUCAUUGUUCUGUUCACAUCCUGCCAGCACAAUGGAGCCGUAGAAAGGACUAAAUAGUAAUGAUAAAAGCAACUUUGGAUGAAAAAGCUAGUCCGGAGGAAACUACAUCAAAUUAAUUUGACCUUUUAUUACUGGAGCCUUGGAAGGCAAAUUCUAGGCAACAGAGCCACUUUUGCGACGCCAGAGAACCGAUACAAUCGGCCACCACAUCAACGCCGGGUCAUUGCCACAAGGAGAUUUUCUCAUCCCCUUUUACAGAACAUCACCACGUCAUAAUAUGAAACACGCACAACCUGAAUGCAGUACCAGCACAGUACCAGCCGUCAUGUAAGGCAAAGGGCACGAUAGGGCCCCGAAGAGCUCCUAUCUAUCCAUCCAUUUGCAAUUCAGCAAAUUAACUGCCGCCAUCAUUGUCGUCCUCUCCUUCAAAGAACAUGGCGUUGAUCAUGAGGGCAGAACCAACAAUGAGGGCCUUCUGCUGGGGAGUGGCAUCAUUGGGGAAUGUACAUUCCUACCAUCACAAAAAACAAAUUUUUAGAUUUCCGUCAUCAUGCUCUUUGGUUUCUUGAGAAUUUUUCCAAUGUGUUCGGCAUCAUUGGUAUUUGCCUGGUCGAAAGGGAAAAGAUGGUAUGGCACCUUGCAGCAACCCUUUCCACAACAAGGAUUUCCCUCGGCACAGCAAUUGACACAGCAUCCACCACAGCAUGUGGGUUGAUGGAGUCUGUAAAUACCUUUGCCGGUGUGGUCAAAGACCUGAAAUUCUGGCACACUAGAAAGCGGAAAGGUCGACAAUAUAUUAUGAGAAAUUCAAAAUUCAACAGAUAACCAAGAUGUAAAUAACCCCAAAAACAAUCCAACAAGAUUCAGCCAUAGCAACCAUAAAAUAAAAUAAACACUCACCAGUACCAGCAAGUUUCCUUC
This is a messenger RNA of Seminavis robusta, 2393 nucleotides long. Lineage: Eukaryota; Bacillariophyta; Bacillariophyceae; Naviculales; Naviculaceae. The record is from the annotation of a GenBank genome assembly.